Acanthaster planci (crown-of-thorns starfish) is the source of this 1493-nucleotide messenger RNA. RefSeq lists its product as uncharacterized. The record is from RefSeq and is a predicted model, not a curated record. Gene Ontology annotation, cellular component: membrane. NCBI's taxonomy places the organism in Eukaryota, Metazoa, Echinodermata, Asteroidea, Valvatida, Acanthasteridae.
CUAAUAGUGUGGCGGGUAAAGUGCAAACAGUCGACUACAGCGGCUGAAUACAUCAUUGUGCACAACACAUAGAGUGAACAUGAAGCGAUAGCUCCAUGGGCUGUCGGACACGACACGGCCUCAGAUGUGCUGUACGUGACACAUAGGCCUGGACACACAUCUGCUUCUUUCUUUAUCAAUGGUUGCGGCGAUUGUAGAAUCCAUUCCGAAGUGAUAAGUGCACUACAACAAGCACGUAUGACAACCAAGUCCAUCGGAUUUGUUGACACUUUUGCAGUAUUUGUGAUGUAUAUGGUGGUCUAAUUCCGUCAAUUAUGAGAGCUUGAUAUGAGCAACAAUCAUAAAGCAAAAUCAUGGAGAAUUCCGAUAUUUCGCAGGAAGAUCUCAUUCCAGACAGUGGGCCAGGAACCAGUACAGCUGCCUACGAAGAGUCAGACAUCUCAAUAGCUAAAUCUCAGAUCAAGGGAGGGUCGUUGUUGUAUGACCGACUUCUGACUCUGACAGAUACAGAAAAAUCAGAACAUCACACUGGAGCCGACUUGGAAAGUCGUCACAUAGAGUGCAAAAAUGGCAGACUAUCUAGAACUGAAGUGGAUAGGGACCGAUGCAAUAACGCCGUGGAAUCAGGACGUGACCAACCUACGACACCCUCAACGAUGGAAGAAGGAAUACCGGAAAUGUUUCCACGCGAUGCUGACGUACUUCCUACCGCCAUUUUGGUGACAUGUUGUUGCCCAGUUUGUGGUUUUAUGGCCAUUUUAAGGGCUAAACAAGCAAGGCGUUUCCGUCAAGAAGGAAAGUAUUAUGCAUCAGCACAGGUUACCGAGGCAUCUACCUGGUGGGCGUGGUCUGCUGCCCUCUCUGGCUGUUUCAUCUUAUUUGGGCUCACUCUCUCUAUCAUGAUAUUUCUCGUGAUGAUGUAUGCAUAGCCCUGCUUACAAUCAACGUCGAAGGCACUUGUUGCUACAAGUAUUUGUUUAUCCACUUGCACAAACCCUUAUUUGUCUGGGCCUAAUUUAGUUCCUGUUUCAGUCCAGAACGAUAUUGAAACCCUUGCAACUCGUUAUGGAUAUUUCUGACAGAGCAAUUACCUUGUAGGUUUCGACGGAUCUUAUCUGUUUUUGAAUCAAGACAAGGCCAAUGCUGACUACUAAUUAAUGUCUGUCACACAUUAUGAUAUGAAGCGAAUUGAGGCGCAUAAGCGUGGAUUAUCUUGAUUCUAAGACCUUCCUUUAGUUCAUUCAGCGACACAAGCCACCACACGACAAAUCACUGUCAGCAACACGUGACAUACAAACGAUCACCAGACGAAUCGCUAUAUUGGCUGGUGCUUGUGGCGUUAUUCAGUAAUCACCCAUUUGAAAUUAUGAAGUAUCAAUAACAAGUAGUUCCGUUGUAAUGAACCCGUCCUGAAGUGUUUUUAUAUCUUCUCCGUAUUAAAAUUUGAAGUUUGAAAUAUGAAUAAAUUUUCGACUCUUUAUCUGUUACUAAUA